AUGUCCAAAAUCGUCAUCAAAACCGGAUCCACUUCCAAUACUCCUUCCCUGAACGGACGGUCCAAAACGAGGAGCGAAUCAGUAGAAGAAAUAGAAAUCGAACCUACCCAUGCUUAUAAUACGACGAAUGAUGAGUACAACCCGCCAUUGAAUAAAGAAGAACAACGUAUCAGAGAUUCAAAAGCGAGAUACGAAGAGGAUGUGAAAAAGCAUCAGGUUAUUGAGGUCAAACCUUCAAGGUUGGAAGAUGACUGGCAGAUAGCCUAUGUGUGGUCAUUCAUCAUCAAGUUCAAUUUGAGGAAUCAUAUACCGAAAUUAGAAUCUUUACAAGACUUCGAGGGAUGUCUCAAGGAACCAGUAGCGAAUAGACCAGAUGAUAUAUUCGAAAGUAUCUUGAUUUGUUUUCUGACCAAUCUCAAAAAUCUCAAAUAUGGUAAUAAGAAUCUAACACCCGAGAACAUACAACAACAACUAUCGAAUUACAUCAACGACCAACUGACCAACACAUCCGAAUGGACCGUAUGGGAUAGAGGAUGGCCAAUAAAUGAAGAAGACAGAGGAUCAUGCUGUACUUCCGAUCCACACAGGUCGGAAUUAGGUAGAUUAAGAUAUUACGGCGAACCUUCCAAUGCCCGUGCGAGUAAAAACCCCAUUAGCCAAGUUGAACAGAAGGGCGGUGGGUUGUUCGAAAUGGAUUGGUGGGAAAGAGCCAAGUUGUUGAGACAGUUGGUAGAUUGGCAAUUGACUCAUUCAGAAUCGAUAAGGAAUAUCAUACAUCGAGAAUUCCCCGCAAAGGCCAAUGACAGUAGAGGCAAAAAGCCACAGAUCGAAAAUGAAGGAAGAGAUUCGAUCAUAGUGAAGGAAUUGGGGUUGACAAGGGACAGAGCGAGAAUAUGGUCCUUUGAUGAUUCAUGGCGAUUAUAUAAAUCUGGUAAUCCGUAUAAGAGACCAUGUCAACUGUCAUCUAUAACGACCGAUCGAGAAUCUUACGAACGUCUGAUCGAGGAAAUGGAAAGUUUCAGUAAGAGCGUUCCGGAACUCCCCGCUGGUAAAGGUUCGGCAGCGAAGGGAAGUAAAGCUGCUUUAGAGAGUAAGAAGUCGGCUCAGGCGAAGAAGAAUGAAGGUGAUUUGACGGAGAAGUUAAAAGAGAGGGUAGAGAGUGUUGAGAAGGAGGAGUCGCGUAUUCAGAGAGCUCGAAGGAAGAUUGCUCAAGCAAUUGAAAUGCAACAACAAGCAGAAAUGAGAUCGACCAGAACGAGAAGGCAGAGUAAGAAAGUUGAUUAUGUCUAUGAUGACCAUUCAGAUUUUGAUUUUGAUUCUGGACCGUCGAGAAAACGUCGUCAUAUAUCACCUGAAUUUCAAGGAUUGGACGAUAAAGGCAGACCUAUCAUACCCGGUGAAAGAAGAUCAGCUAGACAAUUGGCCCUAGACGUCAAACAACAACAAACGGAGAAUCAGGAACCCGUCGUGGAAGAUGGAAGCGUCCAAGGACAAGAAGAGAACUCGGAAGAAGGAUUAUCAGUUGAAAUGUCAAGAAGUGCAGGUAUGACUCAUUCGUCGACUGAUUCGGGGUUUACUGCCAAUGGUACGGGUAUGGAUGUGGAUGAUCUGGAUACACCCAACGCGAAUGAACAUGGUAAUGGAGAUGGGAGUGAAGAGAUUAAGAAGAAGAGGAAAAAGGGUAUGAAAGGGUAUGCAUGGGUAGAAGAGUUUGUUCCGUAUGGGAAGGCGUAA
Molecule: messenger RNA, 1734 nt
Organism: Kwoniella botswanensis
Lineage: Eukaryota; Fungi; Basidiomycota; Tremellomycetes; Tremellales; Cryptococcaceae
Exons: 8
Coding region: 1-1734 (577 amino acids)
Source: RefSeq, a predicted model, not a curated record